CACACAAACACACGGGUGGGCGUGGCGGUGACUCAGUGUGACUCGGUGGCGAAACGUGAUGGAAUCGGAGACGCCGGUCCAGACCGUGACGGAGCGAGACCAAUGGAUGGUGGAAAACGAAGUCUUUCAGAUUUACAACUUCUUCGCCAACGCUCCCCGCGACGUGAAAUCCCAGAUGCUGAAGCUUCGUCGUGAUCGGCAUUUGGAGUACCUUGAUCGAGGUCUCAGAUUUCUCGGUCCCUCAUUUUGCGUAUUGGAUGCCAAUCGACCUUGGCUGUGCUAUUGGAUCAUCCACUCAAUUGCUUUACUAGGGGAGUCUCUUGAUACCGAAAUGGAAAGCAACACGAUUGAUUUCUUACGCCGUUGUCAGGACCAGGAUGGUGGAUAUGGUGGUGGACCUGGGCAGAUGCCACAUCUUGCAACAACCUAUGCUACUGUCAAUUCACUUAUUACUGUGGGUGGUCAUGAAGCUUUGUCUUCAAUUAAUAGAGAUAAACUGUACACGUUUCUGCAGCGAAUGAAACACCCAAGUGGGGGCUUCAGGAUGCAUGAUGGCGGAGAAAUUGACGUUCGUGCCUGCUAUACUGCCAUUUCGGUUGCAAGUAUUCUGAACAUUUUGGAUGAUGAAUUAGUUCAGGAUGUUGGAAAUUACAUCUUAAGUUGUCAGACUUUUGAAGGUGGAAUUGCUGGAGAACCCGGAUCAGAAGCUCACGGUGGGUACACCUUUUGUGGCUUGGCUACAAUGAUUCUGAUCAAUGAGGUUGAACGUCUGGACCUGACCCGUUUAAUUGAUUGGCUGGUAUUUCGACAAGGAAGGGAGGGUGGAUUUCAAGGGAGAACCAAUAAAUUGGUUGAUGGUUGCUAUUCCUUUUGGCAGGGGGGUGAUUUUGCUUUAUUUCGGAAACUUGGUGAACUUAUUGAUGAACAACUGGUGACGUCCGACGCCAGAGGACAUUGCAGUAUUGAUAGCCCACACACUGCUGCAGUAUCUGGUACAUUUGAAGGGGAAGAAAGCCUGGAAGAAACUUCUUCCCAAGUUGACAAGACUCGCCAUAGGCAGGAAGAAAUUUUGGCGUUGGAAAAGAGACCACAAUCCAUAGAAAUGAAAAAAGGCCCAUCUUGA
Molecule: messenger RNA, 1123 nt
Organism: Morus notabilis
Lineage: Eukaryota; Viridiplantae; Streptophyta; Magnoliopsida; Rosales; Moraceae
Product: protein farnesyltransferase subunit beta
Exons: 13
Coding region: 59-1123 (354 amino acids)
Biological process (GO): protein farnesylation
Cellular component (GO): protein farnesyltransferase complex
Molecular function (GO): protein farnesyltransferase activity
Source: RefSeq, a predicted model, not a curated record